Elephantulus edwardii (Cape elephant shrew) is the source of this 990-nucleotide messenger RNA. RefSeq names its product G protein-coupled receptor 119 (gene GPR119). The coding region runs from base 1 to 990 and encodes 329 amino acids. Gene Ontology annotation, biological process: regulation of metabolic process; adenylate cyclase-activating G protein-coupled receptor signaling pathway. The record is from RefSeq and is a predicted model, not a curated record. Gene Ontology annotation, molecular function: phosphatidylcholine binding; G protein-coupled receptor activity. Lineage: Eukaryota; Metazoa; Chordata; Mammalia; Macroscelidea; Macroscelididae. The transcript has a single exon. Gene Ontology annotation, cellular component: membrane.
AUGGAGUCAUCCUUGUCCUUUGGUGUGAUCCUUGCCGUCCUGGCCUCCCUCAUCAUCGCUGCCAACACGAUCGUGGCCGUGGCCGUGCUGAUGUCCAUCCCCAGAAGCGACGGGGUGAGUCUCUGCUUCACCUUGAACCUGGCCGUGGCUGACACCUUGAUUGGCGUGGCCAUCUCUAGCCUUAUCUCAGACCAGCUCUCCUACCCUGAACGGCUCACCCAGAAGACCCUGUGUGGCUUUCGGAUGUCAUUUGUCACCUCCUCCGCAGCUGCCUCUGUGCUCACAGUCAUGCUGAUUGCCUUCGACAGGUACCUGGCCAUUAAGCAGCCCCUGCGCUACUUCCAGAUCAUGAACGGGCUGGUCACAGGGACCUGCCUGGCCGCGCUGUGGUUGAUGUCGUACUUCAUUGGCUUCCUCCCACUCGGGGUCCCCAUAUUUCAGCAGUCCACCUACCAGGGCCCCUGCAGCUUCUUUGCUGUGUUUCACCCCCACUUCGUGCUGACCCUGUCCUGCGCUGGCUUCUUCCCAGCCCUGAUCCUCUUCGUCUUCUUCUACUGUGACAUGCUCAAGAUCGCCUCCACGCACAACGAGCACAUCCGGAUGAUGGAGCACGCUGGGGCCGUGGCUCGAGCUUACAGGCCCGCACGGAACCCGGGCGACUUCAAGGCUGUCCGCACUGUGGCUGUUCUCAUCGGGAGCUUCACUCUGUCCUGGUCCCCCUUCCUUAUCACCGGCAUCGUGCAGGUGGCCUGCCAGAACUGUCACCUCUACCUCGUGCUGGAACGGUACUUGUGGCUGCUUGGAGUAGGCAACUCCCUGCUCAACCCACUCAUCUAUGCAUAUGGGCAGAAGGAGGUGCGGCAGCAGCUCUACCAGAUGGUCCUGGGGGCGAAGAAGUGGCUCGUCUCACUCCUCCCCAUUUCCUCUGCCGGGAAAGGUGAUCCAGAGGGCCCCAGGGAAUGUCCCUGCAACGUUGUCACUGUCGCUUGA